AUGAUGAACUUGGUUGCAUUGUUGUGUUUACUUUCUACUACUGCUGCGCUACCGUUCAUAGGAACUGUUCAGUCGGUCGCGGUAACAGGAAAGCUUACCUGUAAUGGAAAACCAGCUGAGAAUGUUAAGGUGAAACUGUACGAAAAAGAAGUCUUGCUCGACACGCUACUGGACGAGAAGUUUUCCGAUUCCAAGGGCACGUUUACGCUUUCUGGCCAUAAGAAAGAGCUAACUGCCAUCGAUCCUAAAGUGAACAUCUAUCACAAGUGUAACUAUGAAGGAGUGAGUCCGCUAUGCUUCAAGAAGAUCUCUGUAAAGAUUCCCAAGAAUUUCGUGACUGAAGGCGAAACGGCGGACAAGGUAUUUGACAUUGGAGAGCUCAAUUUAGCCGGAGCUUUUUCCGGAGAAAGUAUAGACUGUCUAAAUUAG
Messenger RNA from Angiostrongylus costaricensis, 429 nucleotides. The record is from the annotation of a GenBank genome assembly. NCBI's taxonomy places the organism in Eukaryota, Metazoa, Nematoda, Chromadorea, Rhabditida, Metastrongylidae.